CCUUGUGUCUCUACAGGACCAGAGUGAGGGCAGCAGGAACUACUCAGCAACAAUGUCUUCAGAAGUGGAGACCUCGGAGGGGGUAGAUGAGUCAGAGAAAAAGAACUCCGUGGCCCCAGAGAAGGAAAACCAUACCAAAAUGGCAGACCUCUCCGAGCUCCUAAAGGAAGGGACCAAGGAAGCACAUGACCGGGCAGAAAAUACCCAGUUUGUCAAAGACUUCUUGAAAGGAAACAUUAAGAAGGAGCUAUUUAAGCUGGCCACUACCGCACUUUAUUUCACAUACUCAGCCCUUGAGGAGGAAAUGGACCGAAACAAAGACCACCCAGCCUUUGCUCCCUUGUAUUUCCCCACGGAGCUACACCGGAAGGAAGCACUGAUCAAGGACAUGGAUUAUUUCUUUGGUGAAAACUGGGAGGAGCAAGUGAAGUGCUCCGAGGCUGCCCAGAAGUAUGUGGAUCGGAUCCGCUAUGUAGGGCAGAAUGAACCAGAGCUGCUGGUGGCCCAUGCUUAUACUCGUUACAUGGGGGACCUUUCAGGAGGCCAGGUGCUGAAGAAGGUGGCCCAGCGGGCACUGAAACUCCCCAGCACUGGGGAAGGGACCCAGUUCUACCUGUUUGAGCAUGUGGACAAUGCCCAGCAGUUCAAGCAGUUCUACAGAGCCAGAAUGAAUGCCCUGGACCUGAAUUUGAAGACCAAAGAGAGGAUCGUGGAGGAGGCCAACAAAGCCUUUGAAUAUAAUAUGCAGAUAUUCAGUGAACUGGACCAGGCUGGCUCCAUGCUGGCAAGAGAAAACCUGGAGGACGGGCUCCCCAUGCACGAUGGGAAGGGGGAUAUACGUAAAUGCCCCUUUUAUGCUGCUCAGCCAGAUAAAGGUACGCUGGAAGGCAGCAACUGCCCCUUCCGGACAGCCAUGGCUGUGCUGAGGAAGCCUAGCCUUCAGCUCAUCUUAGCUGCCAGUGUGGCCCUGGCUGCUGGACUCUUGGCCUGGUACUACAUGUGAAGGACCUGUCAUGUCAUUUGCAUCCUACCCCAAGUGACCUAUUCCAUCCCUAUCUCCACCUCUGACUAAACUACCACCUCAGGUGACUUUUUAAAUGCUGGGUUUGAGAAAACAAGCAACCAAUAAAAGCCAGACACUAGA
This is a messenger RNA of Phodopus roborovskii (desert hamster), 1144 nucleotides long. RefSeq names its product heme oxygenase 2 (gene Hmox2). Gene Ontology annotation, molecular function: heme binding; heme oxygenase (decyclizing) activity. The coding region runs from base 53 to 1003 and encodes 316 amino acids. NCBI's taxonomy places the organism in Eukaryota, Metazoa, Chordata, Mammalia, Rodentia, Cricetidae. The record is from RefSeq and is a predicted model, not a curated record. Gene Ontology annotation, biological process: heme catabolic process; heme oxidation; response to oxidative stress. The transcript is spliced from 5 exons.